CUCAUUUUUGUCUUGAAUAUUUGGUCUUGAAUGUGAAGAGUUUUGAAGGUGGGGUUUAUCGACAGUAGUCUGCCUGUUGACUUCCUGCCCUUCUGAAACAACAGGAAAGAUGCUCAAUGUAUACCCAACACAGCUUGUUUGUUAUCAUCGGUGUUCUUGGAGGCAGCUUUUGUACUGUGCUCGUUAACAGUCAAACGGCAUGACAUAUGCAGGCCCAACAGUCAAAGGAGUGUGUUCACAGCGAUCGGUUCUCGUGGUGUAGUGUACGCCAAAAACGGCGAUCAACUUGUUCGAUCCAACUUCAGGGGAAGCCUACCGGGCCAGUGCUCUUUGCACAUUGUUUCAUGUCCGUCGUGCAUGGUCAACGUUCGAUUCAAAGAUGUAAACCUAACGUGCGCUGCCGGCUACGACUUAGAUGUCCCCUCCUCUUUUGAGCAGCUCAAGUGCAAUUCAAUUUGUAUCGUCGAACCCCCGUACUUGGCAACGUCGCUAAGAUGUGUGAACGCGACGGCGAAAAAACCAUCAAUUCAUUACAAAUCUCUCACCAGCCAAGUGAAUAUUAACUUUGUUCACACAUACCCGUACGGACACGCUUUCACGGCGGAAUAUCUCAUAACUAGAAACACUCAGCUAGCGGAAAUGAAACCCGAGUUGGAUUCGACAAACACAUCGUUAGGCGGUUUCAUAAGUACGCCGUUUUUCCCAUCUCCCUAUGCGGAUGACUUGAGCUUUGAACAGGUGAUCGACUGCAAAUCAGACGCCGAAUGUAAAAUACAGUUGAUUUUUGUCGAUUUCUUAAUUGCCCACGAAUCCACCGUCGAGUUUUACGAUUCGGACAGAAAGCGAUUAGACACGGCCGAAGGGGCUCUAACUAGACCGCCCGCUCUGCUGACUUCGGGACCGACGCUUUACGUUAAAUUCUUUGCCAACGGCGUUUCCUCAGUUGGAUACAAAGCACAGUAUUCGUUUAUACACGGAAACAUUAAAAACUCAAUUUUAAGGCCUAAUACAAACUGUGGAGGAUUUGUGGAGAACAAGGGCGGCGCUAUAACCAUGAUGAAUAUGGUCAGCGAAACGGAACCUGAUAUUAUGUUCGAUUGUAUUUGGUUGUUUAGGCUAUCUAAGAAAUAUGAAACACCCUCAAAGUGGCUUAUGUACAUGAAAGUCAUUGCGAUGGACAAUUUAAUCGACAGUGAUUUAACGAUUUGCGAGGGUCCCACGUCGGAAGGACAACUUUUGCAAUGGAAUAACGGUUCUCAUUUUACCGAAUUGCUAAUGGGCACAAAUGUGGGAUACUACGUGAGGCUGGUGGCAGCAUUUAAUUCUAGUUCACGGUUCGAAAUAGCUUAUGCAGCAUAUUCUCGUUCAACUCAAUUAGGAAGCUGUACCGAAGGGAACGAAUUCGCCUGCAAGAAUGGCCGUUGUAUUGCGAAUAGGUUACAUUGUGACGGGUUUGACCAUUGUGGCGACAACAGCGAUGAAUCUAGAGAGUGUUUCGACGAUAGAGAUGGCGAGGUAGAAUUUACGGACAAGAGUUGGUACCCCUACAAGUACAAGUCAAAUUAUUAUUUUCCCAACAAUACAUUGUACUUGAAACGGUAUCACGUUCUUAUGGGAUGCUUUUUAGGGCUUGUGCUGUUGUUCUUCAUAAUACUGUUUACCGUUUACAGGAUAGCUUCGCGUUACCACUUCCAGACGGAGUUGCAAAACCGACUGAUAUCGAUCAGCCAACUACUCUUGGACGGAGUUCAGUUGCACGAAGAGUACGAUUCCACAUCCGAAGUAGGGAGGACCUAUACGGCGGACCGUUUGUCGGACGAUCCACCGCCGUACGAGUCGCCGCCGGAAUACGAGCCGCCGCCGAACUACGAGGAAGCGAUAAAAAUGUACCAGUCUUCGGCGACGAAUAAAACUAUUAUGGACCAUGAAAUAAUUGGCGUCCAUCUAGAGGAUAACAACGGUUCGAACGACGGCGAAAGCGUUCAAGCUUUGUCCGAAAAAGAUGAAGACAAACUUUGUUUAUGUUGUUGUUUAGCGAGCUAUCAAGUUUUGGCGUUAGAUUUGAUCGCUUUGAACAAGUGUUGUUUGGGCAAGUUGUAUUCUUUUAGGAAGUCAACAAUAAAUAAUCAGUAUUAAAAACGAUCAUACCAUGAUUGGGUUGUUUAUUUACAGUCUAUCGGUGUUCAUAUUAUAUAAUUAGUCUAAUCGCAU
Messenger RNA from Adelges cooleyi (spruce gall adelgid), 2211 nucleotides. RefSeq lists its product as uncharacterized. The coding region runs from base 358 to 2136 and encodes 592 amino acids. The transcript has 13 exons. Lineage: Eukaryota; Metazoa; Arthropoda; Insecta; Hemiptera; Adelgidae. The record is from RefSeq and is a predicted model, not a curated record. Gene Ontology annotation, molecular function: protein binding.